Racocetra fulgida is the source of this 795-nucleotide messenger RNA. The record is from the annotation of a GenBank genome assembly. NCBI's taxonomy places the organism in Eukaryota, Fungi, Glomeromycota, Glomeromycetes, Diversisporales, Gigasporaceae.
AUGGUAAAUGCAAACGAGUGGUUAAAUAGAGUGAUUUCGACGAGUAAAAAAAGAGAACAAGCAACAACUCUUAGCGUAUAUCGAGGUGAUAGAGUUGGUGUAUGUUGGCGGAGUUAUAGGGAUGCACCAGUUGAAUAUUUUGAUGGAAAUCAAAACAACUGUUUAAUAGCUCCAAAUUAUUGCUUUUAUAAUGUCGGUUUGGAAGGAGAGUUAGAUCUUAACGAUUUUGUUAGUUUGCAAGAGUUACGGAUCGAAGGCACAGCGCAGCAGCAACAAAAGUUAACUAGUUUGAAGAUUGAUAAAUGCAUUGUAUUGACUAAAAUUACGAUCAAUUAUACUACACUUGGUAGUUUAAGUUUAGGUAGUAAACCAAGAUUGCAACAAACUAAUUUCGUUGGCAACAAACGACUCAUUUUUCGUGACAUUGCAUUGAAAGAUCAGAUAGAAACAUUAACCAGUUUGAUCCUACCCGCUAAAAGUGUUAGCCUUAAUGAUUUAAAAUUGGUGGAUAAGAAAAUCAAAGAGGAAAGAUUAGAUUACCAUUUACAAGUCAUUAAAAGUAGUUUUGAUGAAAAUAAUCAGUUGUGGCUAGAAAGUUUAGUAGAUGCACAACAAGAAGUUUUGAAAAAUAACAGCAAGUUUGCACGUAAACAGUUAGAAAAAUGUAAAAAAAAAUUAUUGGAGGCGUUGACUGCUGAAGAAAUUCAGGAUAUUUUAAACAAAAAAAUAGAAAUUAAUGAAUUGGAAGUUCAAUUAAAUAAUCUUAACAAAUUUCUAUUAAGAGAUCGUCAUUAA